This is a messenger RNA of Andrographis paniculata, 1563 nucleotides long. RefSeq lists its product as uncharacterized. The coding region runs from base 832 to 1398 and encodes 188 amino acids. The record is from RefSeq and is a predicted model, not a curated record. NCBI's taxonomy places the organism in Eukaryota, Viridiplantae, Streptophyta, Magnoliopsida, Lamiales, Acanthaceae. The transcript has 6 exons.
GAUUAAUCCAGUCGUCUUCUGCUCUGUUGAACCAGACGAUGCACCUUGUUCAGCGUUUGUUUGGUUGAAACCGUCGGUGCGAACGCUCUUUGCUGCGAAGCUGCUACAGUCUCUCUCUCUCUACAUCCCUAGCUGCUGCUGCUAUCUACUGGAGUUUCUUCAUUCUUCAACCGAUCAUGCUGCUAUUAGAUAAUGUGGAAAUCACUGCUUUUUGGAUUGAUUCAUGGUAUUUCUAAUUCCAUGAUUAAUUCUGGAGCAAGAUUCUUAGUAGUACGCACAUACACAACACAGUAUAUUCGUCCAUUUCAGCCCGCUGUUGAUCGGGAAACUAAUUGCAGUACACGAGCAAUGAAACAAGACACAAGAUUAUGAAUUCUUGAAUAAAGACUUGGACUGACAAUGCUCCCAUCCUACCAUCACUGAGAAGCCAUGUUUCCAACAUGAGUGCAGUCUCAAGUCCUGUGGGAAUAAGGAGGCCAACUAUGCCUAUACAGACAUACACACUGAGAGUGAGAGAUAAAGGAGAGUCAGAGAUCUACAGGAACAUCCGGAGAUUGUCUGCAUAUAUAUAUAUUCAUUCGAAAGCAAGGAGGCAUAUUAGUGUUGUAAUCAUCUCUGCAAAUCUUGGCAUUCAAACAGAUCAAGAAUAGUCUCUGUAUAUGUAAAGGGAUUUUGAAGACAGGGGAAUCUGAGGCCAUCUCUGCUACCUAUACCUACUGAACUCAUGGUGCAGAUUCAUCUAGGACUUGAAGUCCCGGGAUCUGAAAUGUGCUAUCCCUGAAAUAGUAACAAGUCACCAAUCUACAGCAACACAAUUCUCAGGAAAUUCCAAUGGACGAUCGGAUCUCGCCGGCCUCGUCGUCCUCCGCCGCGGCGAGGGGGCGGCGCUACUGCGGCCGCCGGAGGUCGCCGGAGGAGGAAUCCGGCGGCGAUCGGGUGGCGUGCACGGGGAAGUCGUGCCAAUCGUGCACGGCGGGGGUGAUCGCCGACUGCGUGGCUGUGUGCUGCUGCCCCUGCGCGGUGGUCAACAUUCUCGCCCUGGCCUUCGUCAAGCUGCCGUGGGCGGUGGCGCGGCGGUGCAUCGGCGGCCGGAGGAGGAAUAAUAAUGGCAAGAGGAUAAUGGUGGAGGAGGAGAAGGGGAAUCGAGAAUGCCAUUGCCGCCGGCGGGUGGACGCGGCGCAGGAGGAUAGCGCCGUCGCCGGGAAGGGGAGGGAGCUGCAGGUGGCGACGGCGGCGGAGAGCUUUUUCCGGUGCGGCGGAAUGGUGGUGGCGGAGGAGGAGGAGUUAAAUGACGGUUUUGGGGCGGAGGAUGUGUGGUGGGAAUUGCAUGAGGUUGGGCAUUUGGGUUUUGGUAGGGUUUCUUUUACGGGAAUUUCUUUUCAGAGGAAGGGCAAUUAGGGGAAUUCCGUUUUUCUUUUUAUUUUUUAAAUUAUUUUUUAACGGGUAUGAUUUUUAUUUUUGGUUGGGUUGUUUUUUGAGUUCAGAGGGGAUGCGUGUGAAUUGUCAUUUUUACCCUUUGGCUUGUAAUUUAGAACAGUGGUAAACGAGGUUAUAUAUAUUAUU